Molecule: messenger RNA, 2370 nt
Organism: Vitis riparia (riverbank grape)
Lineage: Eukaryota; Viridiplantae; Streptophyta; Magnoliopsida; Vitales; Vitaceae
Product: probable metal-nicotianamine transporter YSL7
Exons: 6
Coding region: 71-2215 (714 amino acids)
Cellular component (GO): membrane
Molecular function (GO): oligopeptide transmembrane transporter activity
Source: RefSeq, a predicted model, not a curated record
CAACCCAUUAUAAAUUGUAAACACAAACCCAUAUUCUAAUCAUCAUCCUCCAGACUCUACGUUCCAAACCAUGGUUACCCGCAACGGUGAGAGAAGCUUUCACGGCGAUAGCCACGAGAGCGGCACCUUCUCCGUCGAGGAAACUCCGGCGAGCAGGACUAUGACUGUAGAGGACAAAGAUCACGGCGAUGGUGGUGGUGGUGGUCGUGAUUCAGAUGAUAAGUUGCCGUCGGUGGAGAUGAUAUUUAAGGGGCAGGUCGAGCCCUCCUGGAGGGAGCAGCUGACUAUUAGGGCUUUUGUUGUGAGCUUCGUGUUGGGUGUGCUCUUCACUUUCAUAGUGAUGAAGCUCAAUUUGACCACUGGGAUUAUUCCCUCUCUGAAUGUUUCCGCUGGGCUGUUGGGGUUCUUCUUCCUGAAGUCAUGGACCAAGUUGAUGGAGAAGUCUGGGUUGUUGAAGCAGCCCUUCACCAGGCAGGAGAACACCGUCAUUCAGACUUGUGUCGUCGCCACCUCCGGCAUCGCCUUCAGCGGAGGCUUUGGGAGCUACCUCUUUGGAAUGAGCUCCACUGUGGCAGGUCAGUCAUCAGAGACCAACGCUGCCCAGAAUACCAAGGAUCCAAGCUUGUCAUGGAUAAUUGGGUUUCUGUUUGCCGUUAGUUUCCUUGGUCUCUUCUCCGUUUUGCCUCUACGAAAGAUCAUGAUUAUAGACUACAAAUUGACAUACCCUAGUGGCACUGCAACUGCUCACCUUAUCAACAGCUUCCAUACUCCUCAAGGAGCCAAGCUAGCCAAGAAACAAGUAAGAACUUUGGGCAAGUUUUUCUCCUUCAGCUUUCUGUGGGGUUUCUUCCAAUGGUUCUUUACUGCUGGGGAUGGAUGUGGAUUUGUGAACUUCCCCACAUUUGGCCUGAAAGCCUUUGACAACAGGUUUUACUUCGACUUCUCAGCUACAUAUGUUGGCGUAGGGAUGAUCUGUCCUUACUUAAUCAACAUAUCUGUAUUAGUUGGAGCAAUUCUGUCAUGGGGCCUAAUGUGGCCUCUCAUAAAAAACAGGAAGGGGGAUUGGUACUCAUCCGAGCUUAGUGAAAGCAGUCUCCAUGGCCUCCAAGGUUACCGGGUCUUCAUCUCUAUUGCAAUGAUCCUUGGUGAUGGCCUCUACAACUUUAUCAAGGUUCUUGGCCGAACGAUUCAGGGCUUCAUCAAACAGUAUAAAAAGAAGGAAGUUAUACCUGUUACUGAACGAGACUCUCCUCAGAAAGUAUCCAACUCUUAUGAUGACGAGGUCCGGACCAAACUCUUCCUCAAGGACGGAAUACCAAUGUGGGUAUCAUUGGCUGGCUAUGUUGCAAUUGCUGCCGUUUCCAUGGGAGUAAUUCCUAAAAUUUUCCAUCAGAUGAAAUGGUACUAUGUCCUGGUCAUAUACAUAGUCGCUCCAGCUCUAGCCUUCUGUAAUGCAUAUGGGGCUGGGCUGACUGACUGGUCACUUGCCUCAACUUAUGGAAAGCUUGCCAUUUUCGCCAUUGGAGCAUGGGCCGGAGAAUCUCAUGGAGGUGUCCUUGCAGGUCUUGCCGCAUGUGGGGUUAUGAUGAAUAUUGUAUCAACAGCUUCUGACCUAAUGCAGGACUUCAAAACUGGGUACAUGACUAGAUCUUCCCCCAGAUCCAUGUUUUUCAGCCAAAUAAUUGGAACUGCGAUGGGCUGCCUCAUCUCCCCAUGUGUCUUUUGGCUCUUCUACAAGGCUUUCAAAGAUCUAGGCUCACCGGAGUCACAGUACCCUGCACCUUAUGCUGCUGUCUACAGAAGCAUGUCAAUCCUGGGUGUUGAAGGCUUUGGGGCUUUGCCCGAUCACUGCCUCACCCUUUGCUAUGUCUUCUUCUUCGGCGCCAUCAUCAUCAACCUCAUCAGGGAUACUAUUGCAAAGAAGUGGGCAAAGUACAUCCCCCUUCCAAUGGCCAUGGCUAUACCAUUUUAUCUCGGCUCCUACUUUGCCAUUGACAUGUGCGUUGGAAGCUUGAUCCUCUUUAUCUGGGGCAAGCUGAACAAGGCCAAGGCAGACGCUUUUGGACCAGCUGUUGCUUCUGGUUUGAUAUGUGGCGAUGGAAUAUGGACUUUGCCCAGUUCCAUCCUAGCUUUGGCUGGGGUGCAACCACCCAUCUGCAUGAAGUUUCUGUCAAGGGGAACAAACUCCAUGGUGGAUAAAUUCUUAAGUCCUUAGUCCCUGUAUUCAGUCACUGAACUCUAGUGUUUCCUUUCUCCCUUUUAUAAAUAACUUCAAUAGUCCACUUAUCAAUAUGUAAAGAAGAAAGACUCCAGUGGGUGUUUGUUUUUUUUUUAAUUUAUUGUUGAAGGAGUUUGUUUAUAGAUUUUAAA